ACUGAAGGCGCCAGUCGCGCGCGCACCGCCGCCGGGGCAGGACGCACGCCGGUCGCUGCCCGAGACAGGUGGCACGCGUCACGGUGCCGGGUGUGUGAGAGGACACGACGGGACAGUGUGGUGCGGCGAGGUGUGUGAAGGGGAGAUAGGUGAACUGAAGCUUGUGGGAGGUGUGGUUGAAUCUCAGAAAGACUUUUGAAGCCGCGGUGACGGCGGAAACUGAGUGAUCAGUAAACUCGGGACUGGCAAAUUUACGGGUCGUGCGCGGACGACGGUCGGUUGACCAGGAGACAGCCUUGCAGCUCCACUGCCCGUGGUGAACAGAGAACCGGUGACCGGUCGCGGACGGAGAUCCGACGGGGCGCGAUGGAGCGUCCGCGGCACCGUUCCUACAGAUGGGCGGCGGUGCUGUGCUGGCUGCUGGCGGGAGCCGUCCUCGGCACGGCGCAGAACAUCAAAGGUCCGCCGCAGAUCAACCCGGACGAAGUGAAGGAGGUGGUUCCGGCCAACGUGGGCGACUCGGUGAAGCUGCUGUGUCCCGUCUCGUCCGGCUCGCACCUGAUGGUCGACUGGUACAAGGAUGAUGAGAAGGUGGACGGGACGUGGCCGGGGUUCCGGUUCGGCGCGCGAUACCUGCGCAUCAAAUCAGUUACAGUCGACCAGAGCGGCACAUACAAGUGUGUCGGUAUCACGGGGUUCGGCACCGUGCAGCACCUCAUGCGACUGGUGGUGAUCGAUCCAUCGGAUAAGCAGUACCAGAUAAAGGGCAGCUCGACGGCCGGCAACGAGUAUCCGUCGAUGACCUCGCGUCGCUUCAACAUGACCCCGCCCAAGGUCACCCAGGUGUUCCCGGCCAAGUCGCCCGUGCGCAAGAUGGUCGGCGGAGACGUGCGCUUCAAGUGCGUCGCCAGCGGCAUGCCCAAGCCGGACGUCAAGUGGUUCAAGGACGGCACGGAGCUGAACGUGUUCCGCUCUGGCUCCGAGGUGGACCUGUCCUCACCAGGUCAGCUGCGUCUCAGAAGCAUCACAGGCGAGGAUUCUGGCCUGUACGAGUGUCGGGUCAUCAGCCCGCUCGGGCACGCCUCGGCCAAGUUCGUACUGAAUGUGGAAGAGCCGCACGAGCAGAAGCCGGAGAUUGUCGGUGAUGAGCCGCAGAACACCACGGUCAACGAGGGUGGCCAGGUGUCCCUGCAGUGUCGCAUCAGCGGGCCACCACCCAUGCACGUCAAGUGGCUGAAGCUGCUCGACCCGCACGCGGUGCCGGCGCUGCGGAACGCCUCAGACGCCAGCCAGCUGGACAGCCACGAGUACCGCGUGAUGAACGUCAGCGACACCAUCACCAGCAGCCCCGACCAGUACCUCAUCAAGCUGACGCUGCGCCACGUGCGCCUCAGCGACGCCGGCCAGUACGUGUGUCUGGGCGCCAACAACGGCGGCUUCACACUGCGGCCGGCCUACCUCACCGUCCGAGGCGCUCAGACGUACCAGUUUCCGUCUCAGUCGAACAGCCACGUGUACCUGAUGAUCAUCGUUCCCGUGGCGAUCGUCGUGGUACUGGCACUGGCUGCCAUCUGCUGCCUCUGCCAGCGGAGAAAACUCUCACAGCUGCCUGAUGAGGUCAAGUCGGACGCCGAGGCGGCGCUCAUGGGAAACAGGAUCAUGUCACAGCUGCCGGGAGCCAAGCAGCGGCCUGAGCUGGGCACAGGCUCGUCAGAGACAUCUCGCGGCGUGCCAAUAGGCUGCGGUGUGGCCGCCCACCACGGGCGGCGCUACGACCCGCUGCCGCCGCACCCGACGCCGACGCCGUCCGACCACACGUACGUGAUGGCGCCGGUGGGCUCCUACAGCCUGAGCAGCCGGCGCAGCGAGCCGAGCUCGGCGUCCGGCCACAGCUCGUGCAGCUGCGCGCCGGCCGCGCCGCCGGCCACCGAGCCGCCGCGCCAGCUGCAGGCCCACUUCAGCCGCCACCGGCACAAGCACCUGCACUACGCGUGCUGACGGCCGGCCCCGGCCCCUGGUGUGUGCGCGCAGACAGACUGCAGUGAGCGGACAGAACGGCGGCCACGGACGGCCGCGCCAGCGCCCAACUAGUCAUUACAAUACUUAUCGGCCGCGCCCGCCGCGGGAGGCGCGGUGCGCGGGGUGUGGACGCCAUUGCGUGUGUUUGCGUGUUCAGUGUUGUGUAUGGAAGUUUUGCGUGCAUACACGCGUGUAUGUACGAGUAUGUUCAUGUUAACGCGCGGUCGUAUUUAUGAAUGCUGCGGGCUAUGGGCCCGCUGAGCCUGUGUCUAACAAGCUGCGUGUCACGUCGCAUCGCCCCGUAGAAAUACCCCGCUUACCAACCCAGUCGUUUUGUAUUGGGAAUACAUCUUGUGUUAUUUGUCUUUUUAA
This is a messenger RNA of Amphibalanus amphitrite, 2391 nucleotides long. RefSeq names its product fibroblast growth factor receptor-like 1. The transcript is spliced from 12 exons. Gene Ontology annotation, molecular function: protein binding. NCBI's taxonomy places the organism in Eukaryota, Metazoa, Arthropoda, Thecostraca, Balanomorpha, Balanidae. Bases 367 to 1998 code for a protein of 543 amino acids. Gene Ontology annotation, biological process: axon guidance; cell adhesion. Gene Ontology annotation, cellular component: plasma membrane. The record is from RefSeq and is a predicted model, not a curated record.